Theobroma cacao (cacao) is the source of this 1069-nucleotide messenger RNA. RefSeq names its product ribosomal protein L7/L12 domain-containing protein. Gene Ontology annotation, biological process: translation. Lineage: Eukaryota; Viridiplantae; Streptophyta; Magnoliopsida; Malvales; Malvaceae. Gene Ontology annotation, molecular function: mRNA binding; structural constituent of ribosome. Gene Ontology annotation, cellular component: ribosome; mitochondrion. The record is from RefSeq and is a predicted model, not a curated record.
CUCUUCUCCCCCGUCUCUGUAGGGUUUUAUUCCUGUAUCUCAAAGAAAAAGGCUUCAGGGUUUGUAUUCUUGCAUCAUUUCAUUUGCAGCUCAUUUGAUCCAGUCGAAGGAAAUGAGCUUGGUUUUAAGAUUAAGGCAUCAUUUACAUAGUGGAUUUUUUUGCAGAAAACCCUUUGAGUCUCAGAUUGUAACUCUCAAUGCUUUCAGCUCAAACAGAUUAUCUCGAAAUUUUAGUCAACCUGCAAAGCAAGAACAGGAAGACGAGGAAGAAGAAGUUGAGAUUGAUCAGAGGAGACUCCCAGCAGACUAUGACCCUUCUAAUUUCGAUCCCACCGAACACCGUAGUCCUCCGACGGAGCGUGUUUGGAGACUCGUUGAUGAAAUCUCUGGCCUUACUUUGUCUGAAAUUGCCGAGUUGGGGUCUAUUAUAAUGAAGAAGCGUGGAAUGACUGAGCCGCCAACUGUGGGAGUUAUGAAGGCUGGUGCUGCUGCUGGCUUGGCUGGAAUGGCAAAGAAGGCGGCAGGUGGCGGGGCCGCCGCUAAGGAAGAGAAAAAAGCAGAGAAGACUGUUUUUGAAUUGAAAUUAGAGUCAUAUGAAGCUGCUUCAAAGAUUAAAAUAAUAAAGGAGGUUAGGAGUUUUACUGAUUUGGGUCUCAAGGAAGCUAAGGACUUGGUUGAGAAGACGCCCGCUGUCUUGAAAAAGGGAGUCUCAAAGGAAGAAGGUGAACAAUUAAUUGAGAAGAUGAAAGCUCUUGGUGCUAAAGUUGUUUUAGAAUGAACAUUAGACGAGAGGGAUAGCAACAGGUAUUUUUGGUUUUCACCUUGGGAUUUUUAUGGAUGUACUUGUUGGUUCUUAGGAAACUACAACUUUGCAAAUCCUUAACAGCUAAAGAGUGAAGUACCGAAAUUUCAUUCUCUUACUCUGUUGAUCUUUUGAGCUUAUCAAGUUGGAAUUUUUUUUUUCUCAACAAAUGGCCACGAUAUGUGGAAAAUCAUUCCAUCUUUUUAACAUGUUGUUUACUUUAUUUCUUGAAGAAUAAUUCAUAUGAUGGUUGAUUAUGUUGCUUAA